GGACAGACAGACAGACGUCCUACCUCUCUGGAUGGCCCAUGGCUUUUAUGCCUAUUCCAUGGAAGCUUCGUGCCCACCCGUGUCCCAACAUCCUGGAGAAGAAGUUGUGGUUUACAUUCCAAAGCAGCGUGUUGGUCUGGUGAAGAGGGGCUCCUACACUACUGAAUCCCUGACGCUGAAAAAUAUUGUGGCAGGACAGGCCAUCAGCAUCACUGUGACCGAGAACAAACAGUUUGUCAUGGUUAAUAUCCCUGCAAAUGAUGUACUAAGACAACAGGACUGCAGUGUUACAGGAGAUCCAAUCCAGAGAGUUCAGGCAUACUACAGCAUUGACCUGGUCCUGCAGUUUGCUGAAAUAGCAUAUCCCAUGAACUGGACGCUGGAAAAUUAUUACGAAUGUAUAGGCCUGCCUUCAAAAACAGCCAACAGAUCGGUGGACCUUGCAGCAAAUAUAACUGUGAAUAAGACAUGGGUGGACCAACAAAGUCUGUCAGUGGCAACAACACCAAACCCAGCAUCUAAAUUCCCUUCACCUACAAACCCAACUUUGUUUUCUAUCUACACUCAUGAAAUGCAAUACAGGCAAAAUCCUGUAACAUCAGAUUCUACUCUGGACUCUCGGACUAUCACCGAUAAUAGUAAAAUACAUUUACUUAAUAGAGUUUCUGUGAAACCAACAGAAAUGAGCCCCAAACAUUCCGUGGAAGGCACCGAUAUUGACACCAGUGGAUCAGGGGAUUAUUCUGAGUCCCAACUUUAUGAGAACACAAAUUUGGAGUCUUCUGACUUAGGAAGUGGAACCCAAGAACACUACCCCGAUAGUCUUCUCUUGAACAGGCAAAUUAAAAGCAAACGCUUGCUGGAAUUGCCAAGAUCUCUUGAAAUACCAACAGGCUCAUUUUUAUCCGCUCAAACUACAGGAAAAAAUAUGACUAUUUCAAUCAACAAUACCAAUCCCGGGAAAGCAACCCAUUUCCCGUCAGAGAUGAAACACAAGGUUUCUUCACCAGUUGGAGAACACGAGGGACUAGAGAACAUUGAUUUUAGGCCUAAUACACUUACCGACAAUCUUAGUAAUUCUAGUACAACAUUUACCCAACAUAAGGUGUCCAAAAAUAUUACUGACAUUAAAAGGUCUAGUUUAUCUCAAAGGCCAAUGAGUGGUGCAGUCUCCUCGGAGAUGCUUCCUCGUGACACACAAACGGAUCUAGAUGAGAGAGAAAAAGAUGGACUCUUAUGGCUUUCCCCCAGAGGUCAUCAAAUUAAGAAAGAAGAAGAGGAGAUUAAAGUAACAGUAAAUGUUUCCGGUCAUGAAAAAGCACAACAUCCGAUGUCCAUCCCAACAGUAAAAGGUCCAAAUAGGCAACCCAAGGAUGCACAGUUCUCAUCGGAGGCCAAUACUGGACACCACCAAUCUCCGUCGGAUAAUCAGCCCAAGAAUCCUCAAUAUUCUGUUGUUUGGUCAACAUCUAGUCUUCACACUGAGGAGAUAUUAAACAAGACGACCAGUGAAAUAGAAAUGACUGUUUCUGAUGAGCAGCUUUUGUUAGCAGCAUUAGGAUAGUCAAAUUAUCAUUUUUUAAGCUUAUUUUGAAGGGUUUCUAAUGCCUCGUUUCCACUGAGCGGGUUGGUUCGGUAUGGUACGCUAUCUUGAGUGUUUCCAUUAUGAAAGCGGACCAUACAACCGUACCAUACCGAACCAUUCAGGGUCCUGCUUCAGUUGUGGGGCCAUAUAAAAUGGUACGGUUUGGUUAGGGCGGAGCUACAAUACAUCCCACUGAUUGGCGGACACGCUAAUCAUGUUUACUAAACCCAAUACGGCCCCUGACAGUCCGACUCAGAGGCCGCUCUCUAAUUAGGCAACUGAAGCCUCGUACACACGGCUGAGGAACUCGA
Rana temporaria (common frog) is the source of this 1896-nucleotide messenger RNA. It is a transcript of the gene CIROZ, whose product is annotated as chromosome 10 C1orf127 homolog. Lineage: Eukaryota; Metazoa; Chordata; Amphibia; Anura; Ranidae. The transcript is spliced from 4 exons. The record is from RefSeq and is a predicted model, not a curated record. Bases 32 to 1564 code for a protein of 510 amino acids.